AUGUUUACUGGUCGAACGGCCUAUUCAGCUGGCUCUAAACCUAGGUCUCUAGACGCAGUCGACGUCAAUGGUGACGGCAAACUCGACAUUAUUGUCGCAAACUACGGUUCGAGCAAUGUCGGUGUUCUCCUCAACACAGGCAACGGCACGUUUGCUGCUCCAACGAGCUAUUUAGCUGGGACUAGCCCAGCCUUUGUGGUAGCAGCCGAUCUCAAUGGCGACGGCAAACCCGACAUUAUUGUCACAAACUAUGGUUCGAGCAAUGUCAGUGUUCUCUUCAACACAGGCAACGGCACGUUUGCUGCUCAAACGACCUACUCAACUGGCACUAACCCAGUAGUUGUGGUAGCAACCGAUGUCAAUGGCGACAGCAAACCCGACAUUAUUGUNAUUAUUUUAUUUAACAGUCAUUUCAUGUAA
Rotaria socialis is the source of this 420-nucleotide messenger RNA. Lineage: Eukaryota; Metazoa; Rotifera; Eurotatoria; Philodinida; Philodinidae. The record is from the annotation of a GenBank genome assembly.